This is a messenger RNA of Fimicolochytrium jonesii, 2910 nucleotides long. RefSeq names its product CNH domain-containing protein. The transcript has 9 exons. Gene Ontology annotation, molecular function: guanyl-nucleotide exchange factor activity. The record is from RefSeq and is a predicted model, not a curated record. The coding region runs from base 1 to 2910 and encodes 969 amino acids. NCBI's taxonomy places the organism in Eukaryota, Fungi, Chytridiomycota, Chytridiomycetes, Spizellomycetales, Powellomycetaceae. Gene Ontology annotation, biological process: intracellular signal transduction.
AUGCUGAUAAAUUCCGAUUUAGGCCUGACUCGCUCUCCUCCAGGGUCCGGGGACUCUGGCUCCAGUCUCGAAGUCACUAGAAAUAGCUCUCGGAGAAGCUCCCGUGCGUUGAUCGACGACUUUACAUACUAUCCGGCCAUCCUUUCCCAAGUCGCAUAUGUCUUCCGGAAGCUCGUGCCGACCGCAAGUCGGUACAAGGAUUCGCUGGAAUAUACCGAUUGCUUUAUUGGGAGGGAUGCAGUCGAUAUCCUGUCGACCAUCAUCAAAAGCAGCGACCGAAAUCUAUGUCUUUUACUUGGAAGGGCGUUGGACGCUCAGGGAUUCUUCCACGACGUCACAUACAACCACCGAUUACGAGACAGCCCGAACGAACUGUAUAAAUUCCAGACUGAACAACUGCUGAUAGCCGACUCAACCGACGAGAAAGAUGCCGGGUCACCAGCAAAGGGCGUCAAGGACGAAACCCUCCCCAACGGCGUAUUCACUCUCCUCACCCACUGCUACUCCCCCACAUGUUCAGCCGACAAGCUCUGCUACAGCAUCGCUUGUCCCGGCCGUCUCGAACAACAAAGCAGACUGCUCAAACAGGCAACGUCACGGUCAAACCUGGAGAGGAGUCCGAGUAGGACGUCGUUUGGGGAUCAGGAGAAACAGGCGGAGCUGCUGUGGUCGACCACUGUCCCGCAGGAUAUUGUGGAUGCGGUGUCGAGUGCCGAGCGGAAACGGCAGGAGAUCAUCUAUGAGGCGAUCCAGACUGAGAAGGAGUUUGUGGGGGAUUUGGAGUUGAUUGAGAAUGUCUUCAUUCAACCAUUGCGGAAAAAGCUCAUCAUCCCAGCCGAGAGAUUGGAAUCAUUCAUCAGCAGCGUGUUCCUCAACAUCUCCGAACUGCACGAAAUCAACUCCCAGCUCCUGCAAAAACUCCUAGAACGUCAAAAAGCAAAUCACAUCGUCGACAAAAUCGGCGACAUCUUCCUCGCCACCGUCCCGUCCUUCCAAGCCUACGUCCGUUACGGCGCGCAACAAGUCUUUGCCAAACACAUUCUCGACCAAGAACGUGCCACCAACCCCGAAUUCGCCAAAUUCCUCCAAGAAUGCGAACGCGACCCGCAGUGCCGAAAACUGCCCAUUCAUAGUUUCCUCGCCCGCCCAACCACGCGGAUUGGUCGAUACCCCCUUUUUCUGCAAUCGGCUAUCAAGGCGGCCGCGGAACACCAUCCGGAUCGGACUUUGAUACCGCAGGCGAUUAGGGUUAUUAAGGCUGUGUUGAUGGAUAUCAAUCAGGAGGCCGGGAGGUCGGAGGAUAUGUUGAAAUUGCAGAGAUUGCAGGAUUCGUUGAUAUUUCCGGGGGAGCCUUAUGACUUGGGACUCGCGAAACCUGGACGUGCGAUCAUUCGGGAAGGCACUCUGAUGUUGCGGAGGAACGGACAUGAUCAGGAGAUACAUCUGUAUCUUUUCGAUCACGUAUUGCUCAUGACGAAGACGAAGAAGGGUGGAUCUCGGAAGCUUUAUAAGCGGCCAAUACCACUGGAGCUGAUAGUUGUAGCCGACACGCAAUCCUCAGUGGGCCGACGAGGCUCAAUACGCUCCCUCCCCAACUCCGUCCAUAACUCCGUCCACAGCUCCAUCAGCUCCAAAUCCUCCCAUCACACCACCAUCACACCACUUUCCGACGCAUCCAAAGGAUUCCCUCUCACAAUCACGCAUCUCGGUCGAGACGGCGGCACCGUCACCUUCCACGCCUCAAACCAAGCCGAACGCCGCCUAUGGCGCGAAGCAAUCGAAUCCCAAAAAUCCCUCCUCAUGGAAUCCAAGCAAAAAUUUGAAAUCGUCACUUUACUCGACACGUUGUUCCCUUACCACAAUCGGGUGAACGCGUCGACGGUUCUUGGGGAUAGGUUGAUUUUGGGCACGGAUGCAGGGUUGUAUGUGGGACCGCUGCAUUGUGAGGAUGGAGCGGGUGAGCAGAGUUUCAAGAAGGUGUUGGAUAUGGAGAAGAUUUCGCAGGUGGAUGUGUUGCCGGAUCAUGAUUUGUUGACGUUGUUGGCUGAAAAAUGCCUGUGGUCUUUCCCCCUCUCCAUCCUCGACUCCCCCGAAUCCGAAUCCGGCAAAUACUUCCACAAAGGCGAACGCGUCUCCUCCAGCACAAACUUCUUCAAAAGCGGCGUAUGCAGUGAUCGCACCCUGAUCUCGGGCGUCAGGGUCACUGCGCUCAGCUCCAUUGUUAAGAUCUAUGAGCCGAUUUCGGGGGAGAGUAAGAAACGCGGGAAGUUGGGGAAGCUGUUUUCGUCCGCGGAGCAGACGGUGAAGACUUUCAAGGAAUUUUACAUCCCAGCCGAAGCUAACUCAAUCCACUACCUCCGCACGAAACUCUGCGUCGGCUGCUCAAAAGGGUUCGAGAUCGUCGACCUAGACACCCUCAUGCCUCAGGGACUGAUCGACCCGGACGACGACAAAUUGGAUUUCGUCAGCAAGCGUGAAGGGCUGAAACCAAUCAGCAUCUUCCGUCUGGACGGCGGAGAUUUCUUGCUGUGUUAUGACGAGUUUGGGUUCUAUAUCAACCGGUUUGGAGCGAGGAUCAAGGAGGAUUCGCUGAUUUAUUGGUUGGGAAAUCCUACUAGUUUUGCAUUCCACGCCCCCUACAUAAUAGCCUUCGAACCCUCCUUCAUCGAAGUCCGCCACGUCGGCACCGGCGAACUGCAACAGAUCAUCCCCACCCACAACAUGCGCACCCUCAACACCAAUCCGGAGAUCCUCCACUGCGUCAUGGACAGCCCGCUCGAAUACCAGUGCGUGUUCAGAUUGCGGGAGGUUGUCUCCACGACGGCGGCUGUUAUGGAUGAGCUGUUUGAUGAUGAGGAGGUGGGGGACGGGGAGGGGGAGGGGGUGGAUGAUGGGGGUUCUGUGGCUUAA